This is a messenger RNA of Marasmius oreades (fairy-ring Marasmius), 1400 nucleotides long. RefSeq lists its product as uncharacterized. The record is from RefSeq and is a predicted model, not a curated record. NCBI's taxonomy places the organism in Eukaryota, Fungi, Basidiomycota, Agaricomycetes, Agaricales, Marasmiaceae. The coding region runs from base 225 to 1166 and encodes 313 amino acids. The transcript is spliced from 3 exons.
CAGGACGUCCACAGUGCCGCAAUAUGGACACUUUGCUGUAGAAUCACUCCAAGGCUCUGUGUCCUUCGGCACUGCUCACUGUCUUCCCACGCUCCGGAAGCAUAUUCCAUGCGUUCAUAAGUUAAUUACUUCCAGACCCCAACUUCACGAAUUUGCUGUUUUCUGUUACUCAAAACUGCUCCUUGACGAAAAACUAAUACGUUCACGAAACACGAGUCAACGACAUGUAUGUUCCAUUCAUCACAUCGAGGUCCCCUAGAUUGGGGAAACGAGAAUUAUCACCACGAGCAGGUGGAGGUGGUGGUGGUAGAGGGGGUGGUGGUGGGGGGGGAGGGGGAAGAAGCGGGGGCUCUGGUGGAAGCUCUGGUGGAAGCUCUGGUGGUAGUUCUGGAUCUGGGAGAUCCUCACCAAUCUCGACUGGAGGUACUCCUCGAUCGGCAACCCCUUUUGGUGCAGGUGGAGGUCCUGUUACGAAGAUUCCCUCAGGUCAACUGUUUUCUGGACGUGACGUUGGUGGUGGAACGCGGAGUCAAGUCUAUGGAACGAGCCAGUAUGGGAGCGGUUAUCCUGGCAUAGCAGGCCGUGGCGUCGCUAAUCGAGGGUUCCCAUUUUUCUUCUGGCCGCUCGCCUGGGGAGGUCUAGGUGUAGGCGGAGCUGCGUACUUGCACAAUAAUGAGUACGGCAGUCCGGACAAUUCGAGUCGUCCAGGAGGUCGCAUGAUGACCGCUACGUUUGCCUCUUCCACCUCCAACACUACAUUCCACCUGGUUGCAGAUGAUGAGACUGUGGUAGACCUUAUUGAAGAUGUUAGGAACGGAUGUUCCUCGCGAAACCUUGCCGCAGACAAGUCUUCGACGAGCCCAAGUUCAUACAACGACACAGAUCCGAGUUCACCAAAGCCCGAGAGUGCAAUCCAGUACUACCGCGCGAGCAGCGUCGCUCUGACGUUGGAUGGAUACAAUAAUUCUGCUGCGUUGUCGGGGACUGAAGGGCAACCGGACACUCCCCUUCCCUCGAACAUCGAUACCACGCUCAAAGAUUGUCUGAACCAGACAAUUGGAGAUGCUGUGCCAUUAAUUGGGGGGGCCGAUGUACGGUGGGCAGCUCCGAACAUUGGCAUGCUCGCAUUGAUUUGGGUAUUCCUUCAUCUGACCACGACUGUCUAGUCUUUAAUUCCAGUUAUUCGUCAUUAUCUUAUUCUUACUCCCAUCGUUUGUACAGGAUGGAUUGAUUUAUGUCGGUUCAGUUCUGUUAAUGACUACAUGUAGCUCUCUUCACGAUACACGAUCGUUACUCAAGUAGUGUUCAGCACUUCGACUUUAUUUGAUUCCAACCUACUAGUACCAUCUUAAAUAUGGAUGGAUGUCCGAUUUAGAGUGCUCUGAAAAUGCAAGAUAGAG